Selaginella moellendorffii is the source of this 2344-nucleotide messenger RNA. RefSeq names its product anaphase-promoting complex subunit 4-like. Gene Ontology annotation, molecular function: protein binding. The record is from RefSeq and is a predicted model, not a curated record. Gene Ontology annotation, biological process: anaphase-promoting complex-dependent catabolic process; positive regulation of mitotic metaphase/anaphase transition; protein K11-linked ubiquitination. Lineage: Eukaryota; Viridiplantae; Streptophyta; Lycopodiopsida; Selaginellales; Selaginellaceae. Gene Ontology annotation, cellular component: anaphase-promoting complex; nuclear periphery. Bases 11 to 2203 code for a protein of 730 amino acids. The transcript has 19 exons.
UUUGUGGGCAAUGGCGGAUCAAGACCCCCAGGCGAUGCAUUUCACGCUUCAUCUGGAUAAGCCGAUCGCUUGCCAGGUGGAGAUCGCGUCUUGGAAUCCGGAGAAGGAUUUGCUCGCAAUGGUGAGCACGGAUCAUCAGCUCACGGUCCAUCGAUUCAACUGGCAGAAGCUGUGGACGAUUUCUCCGGAGAAGAGGAUCACUGCUAUAUGCUGGCGUCCCGAUGGAAAGGCUCUAGCAGUCGGGCACGAAAAUGGCGAAAUAUCUCUUCACGAUGUCGAGAAUGGCGAGGUUUUGAGAACACUUGAAGCGCACAAGGCCUCGGUUCAGUGUGUCUACUGGGUGGAAGAAAGGUCUGCUCGAUCACAGGGUUCCACUUUACAUGAAGAUCGAACUUCGAGAUUUUUUCCUCCACCGCCAAAGCCACCAGCAAUGCCAGGAACAGGCCCUGCGUUUGAUAUGGCUGGCGCAUUUGCUUCUGGGGAUGAUCAAGAAAACAUUUCUCAGAAUGCGGCAUCGAAACACUCUGAGCAGUACCUCAACAUCUUGUGCAGCAGCGACAGCAAUGGGCUUGUUUGCCUCAACGCAUUUGGCUUGUUUGCCAUUGGAGAACUGAACUUACACAACUUUCCCAAUUGGAAGCAACUAUCAGCUGUGAAGGUGAUGCUCUCUGGCGACCUAUGCAACAUGAUCCUGCUUUGCCAUGACCAAGAUAAAAACUCGGGACUAGUCUCCAUCUCAGUCGAUACUACUUUGCUUAACAGUCGGCGCAAUGAAAUUCGUCAAGUUGCACUACAGGCUUCCAGCAUUGAAGAGCUGCUAGAAGUUCUGCAAACAACUUUGACGGUCAUGAGAAGACACUGGGUUGAUGCGAUGAGCGCGUUUGCCGACAAAUUUAGUGCAUUUCAGUCACUCCUCCGUGAAAAUGGAUCGCUGUCAACACCACGUGAUGAGCUCCUGACCCUUCUGGCUUGUGGCUCAGCAAGUGUCUCCCUCCAUCAGUUCCUUGCUGUUACAUUAGGAGAAGGGGGACUGAAAAAACUUGGAAAAAGCAUUGAUACUGCCGGGAGGGAGAUUCAGGUUCUUAUAGCUGAUCAUCUUCAACCUGCCGCAGAGAUUUUAGCAUUCAGGAUUGGCGAGCUCCUUGGGCUGUCACGUUGGCGUAGUCAGCUGCAAUCCAUCGGUCUAGACGAAGUUCUGGUUAACUCUGUCAUGGAGAACGCAGGAAUGCUAAUGGUGCAAGUGGAACGAUUUCUUCAUGUAGUGAGUGACACGGUUGGACAGUAUCGUCUCUUCUUCGUAUGGCUUACAAAAUCGCUGCGACUAUUUAAUGCCGAGACUUCACCCUUGCAUACAGAGCCCAUCAACAGUACAGCCAUCGCGACAUUUUUGAGACAACAGUUCGACUCAGAUCUCAUUGGACCACAUGUAAUUUCGGAAGGUGUUCUACCGAACAUUGGGUUUGAAGAGGACUUGUCGAAAGCUGAAGAACUUCUUUUGCUUGGCGGAUUUCAAGACGUCAAGUUCCUCCAAAGGACACUCUUUCAGCAGCUCAAUUGUCUGUGUGACAGCUGGCGAGCUGCCAUAUCUAAGCCCGUCGCUGUAAUCUCCCCUAGGUUGUGUUUUAAAAGUCAUCUCUUCCUCUGUGAGUUCCCCAAGCUUCUUCCGUUAUCGUGCACAUACUAUGAGAUGAAAACGGAAACCCCCAGUUUUGUUGAUUAUACAUGCUUUGAGAUUCAUACAGACGGGCCGAAUCAUAUCGGUGUACUUCGUGGCUUCAACUCCCAAAGCAUGGGCUCCGAUGGAAACGAAGUUGAAGCCGUGGUCCUGCAACUCAAUGAACACCUUACCUGUUUGGAUUUUUCCUUGUACAAGGAGAAACAACUGCUUUUGCUACUCAAUGAAAGAUUACCUCAGUGUGGUGGCAGUCAGGCGUGGAUUAUGGUAUUGGAGCUGGAAGAGCUGCCUUUUAUAUCAUUGAAGUCGCAGACUAACGAGGCGGGGGAAAUUCUCCGGUUUUGCACGUCGAACGAUGCUCUUGCAUUCGUCGGCUUGAGGAGCGGCAAAUCUCGAUCCAUCCUUCAGCUUGACGUGAUCCCUCCCAUCGCCGUUAGUGCUUCAAGAGGGCUUGCGUGCGUUUUCGCUGCUCAAAAGCGAGCAAUGCUUUACGAUCUGGAAGAAGACGAGGAAGAAAAGGAUGAUUGACAGGUACUUCAUUUUUUCGAAAUCUCUACUUUGCUGUGACGCUGGUUAUACGGCUUUGCCACGCGGCGCCAGCCUGUUCGUUGCUCCUUUCGAGUUUCUGUGGACCCAAGGAGGUAAUGGAAUGAAUUUUUUCGCUGGCUA